This is a messenger RNA of Hypanus sabinus (Atlantic stingray), 2469 nucleotides long. Its product is annotated as acyl-CoA (8-3)-desaturase-like. Gene Ontology annotation, cellular component: membrane. Gene Ontology annotation, biological process: lipid metabolic process. The record is from RefSeq and is a predicted model, not a curated record. Gene Ontology annotation, molecular function: oxidoreductase activity, acting on paired donors, with oxidation of a pair of donors resulting in the reduction of molecular oxygen to two molecules of water. Bases 199 to 1512 code for a protein of 437 amino acids. The transcript is spliced from 12 exons. Lineage: Eukaryota; Metazoa; Chordata; Chondrichthyes; Myliobatiformes; Dasyatidae.
UUCGGCUUUCUGGGGCGGCAACUUGCUGUCCGCCGCUAGAUGUGGUACUGAAGUUGGGAAGAACGAGAGGGAGGAGGGAAUGGUGGAAAAUUCGAGCAUUAAGCUGGGAGAUGAGAGGAGCGUGAAACCCGGGUCGGGAGUGAGGAGAGGCCUGAGGCACAGUCCAGGCGGAGCGAGUUACCGUCCGUGCUGCAAAUAAUGGGCUCGAGUACAGGUUGUGGCCGGCACCGGGUCUUUACCUGGGAUGAAGUGCAGAAGCACUGCACCCGCAGCGACCGUUGGCUGGUGAUUAACAGGAAGGUCUACGAUAUCAGCGAGUUCAGCAAAAAGCAUCCGGGAGGCUCCCGAGUGAUCGGGCACUACGCGGGGCAGGACGCGACGGACCCAUUUACUGCCUUUCAUAUCGAUAAGACUUUGGUGAACAAAUACCUGAACUCACUGUUGAUUGGGGAGCUUGCACCUGACCAGCCCGGCUUAGAAUCAUGGAAAAGUAAGGAGGUGACAGAAGAUUUCAGGGAGUUGCGUGCCACUUUGGAAAGGACGGACCUCCUCCAGCCAAAUAAGCUGUUCUUCGCGGGACACCUGGCUCACAUUCUGCUUCUUGAAGCUGCAGCCUGGCUCACCCUUUGGUACUUUGGAGCCUCUCUUUUCCCCUUUCUGAUCAGCUCACUCCUUCUGAGUACUGUGCAGGCACAGAGUGGUUGGUUGCAGCAUGACUUUGGACAUCUCUCCGUCUUCAGCAAAUCCAAGUGGAACCAUCUUGUCCACAAGUUUAUUAUUGGUCACCUGAAGGGUGCUCCAGCAAGCUGGUGGAACCACCUCCAUUUUCAGCACCAUGCCAAACCCAACUGCUAUCGCAAGGACCCUGACAUUAAUAUGCAUCCCAUCUUCUUUGUCUUGGGAAAGAAGCUUCCAGUUGAGGUGGGAAAGCAGAAGAAGAAGUUUAUGCCAUACCAGUACCAGCACAAGUAUUUCUUCCUGAUUGGGCCUCCAGCAUUGCUGCCCCUCUACUUCCAGUGGUACAUCUUUUACUUUGCUGUGACUCGGAAGCAGUGGGCGGACCUGGCUUGGAUGGUGUCCUUCUACAUUCGUAUCAGCCUGAUGUACAUACCGCUGCUUGGAAUUCAGGGAUUCCUGGCCAUGUUCUUCCUUGUGAGGUUCGUGGAAAGUAAUUGGUUUGUGUGGGUGACCCAGAUGAACCACAUUCCCAUGGCAAUCGAUCAUGAUCAGAAUGAGGAAUGGCUGGCCACGCAGUUGCAUGCCACUUGUAAUGUCCAUCAGUCUUUCUUCAAUGACUGGUUCACAGGUCACCUCAACUUCCAGAUUGAGCAUCACCUUUUCCCCACAAUGCCAAGGCAUAACUACCACAAGGUGGCACCACUUGUGAGGUCCCUCUGUGCCAAACAUGGUCUGGAAUACCAGUCCAAGACUCUGCUCACAGCCUUUGCAGACAUAGUCCACUCCUUGAAGGAGUCCGGUGAGCUCUGGUUGGAUGCGUACCUGCACAAGUGAUCAGUCUGGUGCUGCCACCUUGAAAAUGGGAGGGUUAUUCUGCAUUUUGUUAACUCAUGGAAUAUAAUUUGAGUUAAAGAAGCUAAACCAUUGAGAAGACAGCAGCAAUUCUAAACAUAAAUACAGUUUGGGAAUCUGUUUUGAACUAUUACUGAUAAAUGGUGUCACCUUCUUCCAUGUCACCCAUUGUCACUACCAGGUGUAACAGCCAGAAAGGCAGUGAUGUUUCCUUCAUUCUACUUUCAACACUGUGCAUCUCAUGAGAGCUGUCCUUCCUUCAGCUUUUGCCUUUUGCCAGUGCCCCACAAACCUAGCUGGCAAUUUAGUACCGCAAAUCCAUGCUCUCCAAAUUGUGCACUGCAACUUGACUUUGAUGCAUGACUGCCAACAGUGGGAGAUUGUCGAUCCCACAGUCUCUGAAUUCGGCAAAGUAUUUAAACUGUGCAUUAUUGUAAUGACAUCUGCUGAAUGCUGAAAGAUAGACAUCUGUCUCUCUUUUAUUGAUGAUAUUGUCCUGCUUAUUUUAAGUUGGUUGAUGCUGCAGCAAGUGUGGGCAAAACUUUCCAUGACGGUGGUUUAUGGAGGGCUUUUUUUUUCUGUUACCAGCGUGCCAGUUACAACAGACUUGUAUGCUUAAGUAUAAUUUGAUUAUUCAAUAUUUACAUACUCCAUUGAUGCCCAAGUCCAAAACCUAGGCAUCAAUGGUGCACACAAACACUAAAUAAUUAAAUGGGGAAUAAAACAGAAAAUGCUGUAAAUAUUCAGCAGGUUAGGCAGUGCCUAUAGAGGGACAGCUAGUUAACCUUUCAAAGCAGUGAUCUUCUCCCUGUUGUUUUGAAAUGUCAUCCUUUUGAAACAUUAAUGAUUUCUCUCUCUACAACUGCUUACCAGUCUGUUAACCGGAGCCCUGAUAUUGUACAGAAAUGGCCCUUUGACAUUAUAUCUUUGCUCAACUAC